GGGCGCUUGUCUCAGGUGAGCCUCGUAACAGACGACUGAGGGAGCGCCACAGAGACAUCUUGUUGGGAGGCGGGUGCAGAGGCUUAUGGACAAUUAAUUCCAGCAGGCUGUCAGCAACAGCAGGAGCAGACACACAAACGGAAGAGGCGCUGUUCUGAGAGGACGGGUGGACCACCGGCCAUCUUUAAGGAAAGUUACGCCAUUGUACACUUGGACUGCUUUUCCUGUUUGUUUUUAUACCAGUGGUAAAAAUGGCAUCCACGCUGCAGAAGCUUCUCACUCCAAUGUGUGGCGGUCCGCCCGAGCCCCCAAGAAAUAAAGUGACAGUGGUGGGAGUGGGACAGGUGGGCAUGGCCUGUGCUGUUAGCAUCCUGCUCAGGGAGCUGGCAGACGAGUUGGCCCUGGUGGACGUGAUGGAGGACAAGCUGAAGGGUGAGAUGAUGGACCUUCAACACGGAAGCCUCUUCCUCAAAACCCCCAAAAUAGUUGCAGAUAAAGACUACUCAGUCACAGCCAACUCCCGCAUCGUGGUGGUGACCGCAGGCGUCCGUCAGCAGGAGGGUGAGAGCAGGCUGAACCUGGUCCAGAGAAACGUCAACAUCUUCAAGCACAUCGUCCCACAGAUCGUCAGAUACAGCCCGGAAUGCAUUAUCAUCGUGGUGUCCAACCCAGUGGAUGUGCUGACCUACGUGACCUGGCGGCUGAGUGGCCUCCCCAAGCACCGCGUCAUCGGCAGCGGCACCAACUUGGACUCGGCCCGAUUCCGCUUCCUGAUGGCCUCCCAACUGGGCGUCCACCCGAGCAGCUUCAACGGAUGGAUCCUUGGGGAGCAUGGCGACACCAGCGUGCCCGUGUGGAGCGGAACCAACAUGGCCGGGGUUAGCCUGCAGGCAUUGAACCCGGACAUCGGGACUGACGGCGAUGAGGAGAACUGGAAGGAGACGCACAAGAUGGUGGUGGACAGCGCCUAUGAGGUGAUCAAGCUGAAGGGUUACACCAACUGGGCCAUUGGCCUGAGCGUGGCCGACCUGACGGAGACCAUCCUGAGGAACUUGAACAGGAUCCAUCCCGUCUCCACCAUGGUGCAGGGCAUGUAUGGCAUCCAUGAGGAUGUGUACCUCAGCCUGCCGUGCGUGUUGAACGGCGGGGGCGUGGCCAGCGUGGUCAACGUCACGCUGACAGACGAUGAGGUGGCCCAGCUGCAGGCCAGUGGCGCCACGCUGUGGGACAUCCAGAAGGACCUGCAAGACAUUUGAGGGGCUAGCAGGGGGAGCCGCAGCUACUCUACACUGUUGUGUACAAGCAGUAACUCUUUUCACUUUCAGUUCAAGCACACUGCGCAUUCAAUCUAGCUCAUGUAUACCUACUGACAUUUUAACAGUAAAAAUACAUUCUUCUCAUUGGACGGUUGUUAAGAUUCAUUCUCAAACUGGUAGGAGUACCACUGGUGCUAUGUGGGCUCCAACUAGUGCUACUCAUGAACACCGGAUAUAGUUUUACUCAAUAAAAAUAGAAUUAUAUUACAGACAGAAUAUGCACAGUGAAAGCAAAUUGUUUUUCAACUAAUUUACCCAUAAUUUUGGAUCAUUUUCCAGGAUUUCCCCAUUGCAGGACUAAAAAAGAAGGCUUACUCUACACUAUUGUAUUCUAUAUUGUAUGAAAUAAAUUUGUACUAAUGAAUUAGAAGUAAUUUCAAAAUAUUUUCACAAUUAUUAUUUUUGCUAUUUAAUUCUUUUAUAAUUUUUUGUAGUUCCAUGAUGACAUACACAGCAAAUGCAUUCCUCAAAAUGCUGUCAAAAGUGGAAAACAAUUGUGAUUGUUCAUCCUGCCGCUUGUUAGCCAGCAUGCUACUUCCUGUUUCAUGGUGCUUGAUGUAACACAGGAGUGUCCAAAGUGCAGCUCGGGGGCCAAUUUGCGGCCUGUGGCACAUUCAGAAAACUUAAAAAUAAAAGCAGCGAAAAUGGUAAAAAUCAGUUAUUUUACAAGUAUGAAAUCAAAAAUAAUUCCUUUAAAAAUAUAAUUUUUAGGGAUGUCCAAUAAUAUUGGGUCACUGAUAUUGGCGUAAUAUUGGUCAAUAAUCGGUAUCGGGUUUUUUCCCUAUAAUGAAAACCGAUUUUUUUUAAAUGCUGUAUAUAGGCCUACGGGCUCCUGUAUUUUCCCGCGCGCAAACGAUGACCUGAUCAAAUCACGUCUGAUGCGUGUAACCAUAACCGUGGGUGGCUAGUAACAACGUUAUGUUGUUUACAGCCACGUUGAGAAGGCAAUUGCUGAUGCUGUAUCCAUUAGCUUCACAGCAGACACCUGUUAAUUGCACCACAGGACAUACAGUAUGUGAUGUUACACACAUCCAUAUCACUAUCGGUUCAUAGCGGAAUUGGAAAUUGAGAAUUGGACAAUAUCGGAUAUCUGAAAAAAAAAAAAAAAAAAAGCCAGUCUUGGACAUCCCUAAUAAUUAUUUAUGAAUUUUCUAGUUGUAUGAU
Molecule: messenger RNA, 2480 nt
Organism: Dunckerocampus dactyliophorus (ringed pipefish)
Lineage: Eukaryota; Metazoa; Chordata; Actinopteri; Syngnathiformes; Syngnathidae
Gene: ldhbb
Product: lactate dehydrogenase Bb
Exons: 8
Coding region: 252-1256 (334 amino acids)
Biological process (GO): carboxylic acid metabolic process
Cellular component (GO): cytoplasm
Molecular function (GO): L-lactate dehydrogenase (NAD+) activity
Source: RefSeq, a predicted model, not a curated record